Eucalyptus grandis is the source of this 987-nucleotide messenger RNA. RefSeq lists its product as uncharacterized. The transcript is spliced from 2 exons. The record is from RefSeq and is a predicted model, not a curated record. Lineage: Eukaryota; Viridiplantae; Streptophyta; Magnoliopsida; Myrtales; Myrtaceae. The coding region runs from base 1 to 987 and encodes 328 amino acids.
AUGAGGAAAGAAUUUAGGGAAGCAAUAAUAGAGGAGGUGGAUGAUAGUAGAGACUUACCUGAAGGUUCCAUCGAUAUAAGAAUGGAGGAGGAGGUUGGUGAUGUUCCACACGAUAGGGGGGAUGAUGAUGAAGAUGCAAUAUUGGAUGAUGAACUUCUAAGUGGUCCCGAUAUUGAUGAUUUUGAAGAAACUAAUAGCACAAUUGGACAAAUGGUUAAUAGGUAUGAUCCUAUGUGUGACCAUAAUGAGAAUAUGUUUAGUCUAGGCAUGAGAUUUGAAUCUCAUGAACAGUUCAAGAAUGCUGUGCGAAAAUAUGCUGUGAUUAAUGGAUUUAACAUUUUUUGGCCAAGGAGUCAAAAGAAAAGAAUGGAAGCAAAGUGUGCAAGUGGCUGUGGUUGGAGGUUGUAUGGUAGUUGGGUUCAAGCUGAGAAAACUUUUGUAAUAAAGAGAGUUGGAAGUCUGCAUAGCUGCAAUAGAAGCCUCACAAACAGGCAAGCCACUUCUACAUGGCUUGCUCGAGAGUACAUGCCUAAGAUUAGAGCCAGACUCACUUAUUCAGCUACUGAAAUGCAAACAGAUGCAAGAGAAAGGUUUGCCCUGAUCCUUAACAAAAAAAAAUGCUAUAGAGCCAUAUGGACAGCCCUUAGUCAUAUAAGAGGGCCUAUAGGAAAGCAAUAUGAUAUGCUAAGAUCUUAUUUGGAGGAGCUCAAGAGAGUUAGCAAAAAUGGAACAUUCAUGAUGGAGGUCAACCCAGCAACCAAAGUAUUUGAGAGGUUUUAUGUAGGCUUUGAUGAGUUGAAAAAUGGGUUUUUAGCAGGAUGUAGGCGCGUCAUAGGCUUGGAUGGGUGCUUCCUUAAGACCGGAUUGAGAGGUAUGUUAUUAUGUGCUAUUGGACGAGAUGGAAACAAUCAAAUGUUUCCAAUAGCUUGGGCAAUUGUGGAAGUUGAGUCCGAGGCAUCAUGGACUUGGUUUCUCACUCGGGAUUAA